CUGACGAUCACGAUCAUUCUGUGGUGAUAUCAUGCAAAUCUUUAUGUGAACACAGCUCCACAUGUGAUUGGGAACGUCGUCACCAACUGAAAUUAUGAGCAAAAAAACUGAUAAAACAAAGAACGAGGAUGAUGGGACUGGAAGGAUUGGACGUCUUGAUGAGCCCACAAUGGGUUACUAUCGGCGGGUCUCCGAUAAGAUUCAGGAAGGAUUUGAAAACGCUGACGAAAAAGCAAUGUUUAUGAGGAACGUCUACUCUGAACUGGAAGGCAAUGAAAUAGGACUCUCCCAAAACCAGACAGUAAGCCGCAUUCUCGAGACAGUCCUCCCUCUCUCGGAACCUGAACAGCUGACCUCCUUCCUCCGUGGAUUGACCUCUGACCUUUCGACCUCGGCCACUGAUCGGUUCGCAAGCCAUGUUCUACAGUCGACCAUGAUCGAAGCCCUGCGUUAUGUAGGCACAGAGGAAGGGGUAGAUCUGCCUGGGAUUUUUUGCACAAUAUGUAAAGAAAUGUCAGAGAACUUCAAAGAGGUGAUACUGGACACGUAUGCUAGCCAUGUUUUACGGACCCUCAUAGCAAGCCUUGCUGGCAUCCAGGCUCCAGAGAAUGUCUCUAGAAGCAAACUAUCACGAGGCCAACAACAUAAAGAAUUGGUGUUAGAAACCAAAGUCAUUUUGAAUUCACCACCAAAGGACUUUCUCUCAUGCGUGGAAAAGAUCUCGGAAACCAUCAUGGAAGUUGAUGAUUUAAAUGAAUACUUCACCAGCGCGACAGCAGGCCCAGUCCUAGAGGUAUUAUUGCUAGCACUUCACCAUACCAACAAAGAGCUAUGUAAACGCCUCACCAAGAUAUUUCUCAAGCAAGCCAAACUUUUGAGCAAAGGAGCGGCAUCAGAAACAGAAAAAGAAAGAUCUUUGGCUCAGCUUAUGACACACCCAAUCAGCAGUCACCUGCUUGAGGUCAUUUUUAAGGUCAUUGGUGAUGACCUCCUCUUAAAGGUCAUAGGUCGGAGCUUCAAAGGUCAACUCAUCAAACUGGCCAUGCACGGUGUUGCCAAUUUUGUUCUCCAACGAUUGCUUGAAAGAACCAAAGACCUACCUGUGUUUGAGGAGCUGUUUGAUGAGAUCGUUGCUGAUAUAGAGAGUGUGUUAGCUGUCAAUCAUCUUGGUGUCAUUCAACGAUUGGCUGCAGGCUGUGUAAGCCACACCUCCAAGCAGGUUCCCUUCCUGCAGUGUCUGAUGAAAGCAUUCCACUGUCAUGAGCCGAGAGACAGGCAGAACUCCUGCGUACCCCUUUUUGCUGCCAUGGUAACCUAUGAGGUCAUGUUCGGAGAGAAGGAUGACACAAAGGAGGACCCUCAGGCACCUCCUCCCAUCCAGCUCCAGGGCUCCCUGCUCCUCCAAGAAAUGCUCAAGUUCUCCAAGAAUGGCUCCAUCCUCAACAGUUUCAUGGCCAUGACCCCCGAGAUGCUUGUAUCCAUGGCGACCCAUCCGUCUGGGAGCUAUCUCCUGGAGGCGUUCAUGAAGAGCACUGUGAUAGGCGAGAAGAAGAAGGACCAGUACGUGGAGAAAUUUAAGGGGAGUUGUUUCCAGAUCGCCUGUAACAAGCACGGCUCAAGGACGAUAGAAGGCAUCUUCAAGGCAUCGUCCAUCAAGAGCAAGUUCGUCAUCGCCGAGACCCUUGCUGAACGAGAGAGCCAUCUCCUCUCCCACACGUUCGGUCGCUUCGUCCAUCGGAACCUCUCCCUGGGUCAUCUGCGGAAUCGGAAGCAGGAGUGGAAGAGCAUUCAGAUGAAGGAAGCUCAGAAGAGGAAAUUGUUUGCAGAUAUCGUCGGCCGGGAACCACCAAAGAAAGAGAAGGCAAUGGAGGAGGGCCGACAAGAAGACAUGUUUUCCAAGGAGAUAGCUAUGUUGACUGGGUCUGGGGAUUCAAGACUAGGUGAAGAACCAGGGGAGGAUGCGACGGCUGACAACGAUGAAAUCACAACCAUCUUCAGUACCCUGUCCCAGAAGGGAGAAACACCGUUAGAUGAAGACCAAGCACACCAGACACAAGGAAAGAAGAAGAAGAAGAAGAAAAGAAAGAUUAAGGACACUGACUGAUAGAAAAGGGAAUUGUUUAUAUUUAUUCAGAUCUCCGCUGCUAGCGAGUCGCGUCUCAUGCUUGAAAUCCUAUUUUCAAGCCCUUUGUUAAAGAGAGGUUGAGUUCUGGGGAGAGGUGAAGAAUAUUUUGUGAGCAUUUCAGGACAUCAGAGAAAAAAUGUCCCCUGGAAAGCAUGGCUCUUCAAAUGCCUUCAUAUUCUGAAUAUGACGAGUAACAGCUUAAAAACGAGGCCUGGUUUGUAUGCAACAUGUUUGUGUAGUCCCAUAUACAUCUUUCUGUGUACAGUGCUUGUUCUUUACCAAGACUGGUCCAAA
Molecule: messenger RNA, 2419 nt
Organism: Strongylocentrotus purpuratus (purple sea urchin)
Lineage: Eukaryota; Metazoa; Echinodermata; Echinoidea; Camarodonta; Strongylocentrotidae
Gene: nop9
Product: nucleolar protein 9
Exons: 12
Coding region: 95-2104 (669 amino acids)
Biological process (GO): ribosomal small subunit export from nucleus; endonucleolytic cleavage in 5'-ETS of tricistronic rRNA transcript (SSU-rRNA, 5.8S rRNA, LSU-rRNA); endonucleolytic cleavage in ITS1 to separate SSU-rRNA from 5.8S rRNA and LSU-rRNA from tricistronic rRNA transcript (SSU-rRNA, 5.8S rRNA, LSU-rRNA)
Cellular component (GO): preribosome, small subunit precursor; nucleolus; 90S preribosome
Molecular function (GO): RNA binding
Source: RefSeq, a predicted model, not a curated record